UAGAUCAAACUCAUCCCCGCGUUCGCGCUAGGGGUUCGCGCUCAGUGGCUUAGAAUUACGCGCAAAAACCCGCGAUCAUCGGUACGGGGCAGAAAGAGUAAUUUGUGCGCUUAAUAGAAAUACUGCUUGUGUGUGUGUUUGUGCUUAUAGUUGCUAGAGAGGAAAAGUGUGUUUAUUGAUUCCGGUAACGUGCAAUCUGGUGCAUGUUGUCUGCUGCCGCCACCAAAAAAGAGCAUUAAACACAGCAAACAAACGAAACGAAAAACGAGCAACUUCAAUUAUAGAGAGCCACACCGUUCUCGGCACAUACCCGCCCGGGGCAUCAGCCACCAGGCACGAGCUAAUUAAGCUGUAACCUUUUCCGAUUAGCCAGUGUGUGGGCAGGGCGCAACACAAUCAAAUUAUCCAAACCCUACGUGCCCUCGGGGGGUACGCAAUCGCACGCGCGCUCGCACACUGUGAAUUUAAACUUCGCUCGCCAAAUCCGUUAACGGAAGCGCAGCACAGCAGACGCGACCGAAGCAGCAGAGCAGCUUUUCUUCCCGGGAACAUCUCAAUCUACGGCAUCGAACGCCGACAGACCGGCUGGCGUUGUUGAGCACGAAGCCAAAAGCGCCACGGUGGAAGGAUGUGGAGCUACGAGCGCGGUGGUGGUGGUGGUGAUGGCGCACGGAGGAACGUAAAUUUAUGCAAACUCAUAACGACCGCCGCAGCGAUAGCAACGACCGUCCUUGCCAGAGCAGCUUCUUCGCUGGAGGUGAUGUGCACGCACAGUGACAGCUACUUCUACUCCAUCCCGGGGUCGCGCUGCACCGCCUACUACCGCUGCUACCAGAACCAACCGAUCCAGUACAGCUGUACCGAUGGUGCAAUGAUUGACUUUUACCAGCAACGCUGCGUCCGCACGGAGGGAACAUGCUACGAAGCGGUCUGCAUCGGUAAAACGAACGGACUGUACGCCGACACGUCCCAGGGCUGCCGGCGAGCGUACCGAUGCCGUGGAGGCAAAAUCACAACCAUUGAAGGUCCCUGCCCGCUGGGGAUGCUGUUUGAUUCCGCAACUAGCGCGUGUGCCCCGGAAGAUUCGGUCGCUGUUUGCGAAAGCCCAGAAACGACGGCCGCCACCAUCCGGUACGAGGCUGAUGCGCGCUGUUACGGGCUGUCGGAUGGAAAUCACGUCUUGCCCGGAGAUGGUGCCAAUUGCAAGAAGUAUCUUCACUGCCGCAACGAUCAGGUUGUGGAUGUGCUGGAGUGUCCACCGGGCUAUCGAUUCGACGAACGCACCCAACGGUGUCGUCUGUCCAACCAGGGAUCAAACUGUCGUACCUCUUACCAACCCCAGCAGCUGGCCGAUGAGAAUGGUUGUAGCUAUCUUCCGGAUGGGCUCCAUCUUGCCGCCACUUCGCACGACUGUCGAGCGUACGUGAAAUGCCAAUCCCGCCGGCUGGUCAGUCGCCACGACUGCCCCCCGAUGACGGUGUUCAACGGGCAGCAGUGUGUGCCCACCUUUCUGUACCACUGUCCCCGGCUCGAUCCGCCCGGUGAUAUCUGCCACCAGCGGCACGACGGCUACCAUGUGGAUCCACGCAAAGGCUGCGCUUACUACGUGCGCUGCCAGGGCCAACGGACGGUCGAGCAGCACUCCUGCCCGAACGGGUUCCACUACGACCCGGCGGAGAGUGCCUGCAUCGAGUCCGCGCUGGACACCGGCUGCCAUCGCAUUCCCUACUCUCCCGAUUGUGUACAGCGAGCGUCCGGAUACUAUCAGGACCUUACCGCCAUGGAUGACGACGUGUCGCUGAGCCCGUGCCGGGCGUACUUCCACUGUCACAACGGGGCGAGGACGAGCUUUCGCUGCCCGUACGGCUACCUGUUCGAUGGGGAAAACUGUGUCGCCCAGGGCGCCAGUGCCUACCAGUGCCCGGUAGAGGACGUUAACUCCUGCCAGGGCAAACCGAACGGGUACUACAAGGAUGCACGCGCCGGCUGCCGUGCGUACCAUCUCUGCACGAACGGGCACAAGAUCUCGUACCUGUGCGAGCCGGGACAAAUUUACGCCCAGGGUAAAUGCAUCGCCGGGACCAUUGUGCAGGGCGUGUGUGACGAGCCGGAUACGCCCUGUGCUGGACGGCCCGACGGGUACUACCAGGACCGGGACACCCAGUGUCGCCAGUACUACUUCUGCCAGCGGGGCGAGAAGCUGCAGACGCUUACCUGCCGGGGCAGCAAAAUCUUCGACGGGCGUAGCUGUGUCCCGCCGGACAGUUACACCUGCCCGGCGGCGGGCGCGGACGAUGUGGAUGCGGCCGCCAGCGAGAACUGCAUCGUGCGCCACUGCCACGAGCCGGUCUGCGCGAAGGGUGGCUUCUUUGCGGAUUAUGAUAGCGGGUGCGAGCAGUACUUCUUCUGCAUCGAUGGCAAGCAAAGUGUGCUGAGCUGCUCCGACGGGUACGUGUUCAAUGGGGAGCUGUGUGUGCCGCGGGCGUCCUACUACUGUCCCCGGUACUGUACUCCGCCGGAAUCGUGCUAGCGACGAGGGUGGCGCUUGUCUUUGACGUUCAACGCUGUAACGCUAGACUGGGCCAUGCCUGGAGUGGAAAGGAAAUGCAAAUACUCUUCACCAAUCACACACACAAACGCCCUGCCCUAGGAUAAAUAAGUUCUUAGUGCUUAAGUCUUGCUAGCCAAGCUCAAUGAGCCACGGUGACCGUCAUCGGUGUGCUCAUUAUACAAUGUACGUUUGAAUUCAAACACUCUUCGUAAGCGGCUACUGUAGCUGUACCAUUAUUUAUAUACUGCUGUACAUGUUACCUUGUUUUGCCAAAUAAAUUGUUUCUUUUAUU
Molecule: messenger RNA, 2843 nt
Organism: Anopheles arabiensis
Lineage: Eukaryota; Metazoa; Arthropoda; Insecta; Diptera; Culicidae
Exons: 4
Coding region: 629-2530 (633 amino acids)
Cellular component (GO): extracellular region
Molecular function (GO): chitin binding
Source: RefSeq, a predicted model, not a curated record